Messenger RNA from Vanrija pseudolonga, 603 nucleotides. It is a transcript of the gene mnd1, whose product is annotated as Meiotic nuclear division protein 1. NCBI's taxonomy places the organism in Eukaryota, Fungi, Basidiomycota, Tremellomycetes, Trichosporonales, Trichosporonaceae. Gene Ontology annotation, biological process: reciprocal meiotic recombination. The transcript is spliced from 9 exons. The record is from RefSeq and is a predicted model, not a curated record. Gene Ontology annotation, molecular function: double-stranded DNA binding. The coding region runs from base 1 to 603 and encodes 200 amino acids.
AUGUCCAAGCGAGGCCUCAGCCGCGAGGAGAAGAAGACCAAGAGUGGGUAUCACUCCCGUGCCGAGUUCUACACCCUCAAGGAGCUCGAGAAGAUUGCGCCGAUCCAACAGACAGUCAAGGAGAUCCUCGACGAGCUCGUCUCUGACAACCUCGUCAUCUUCGACAAGAUCGGCACUAGCAACUACUACUGGUCCUUCCCCAGCGCGGCUGGCGCAGCCAAACAAGCGCAGCUCGACAAGGCUGCCGUCGAGUCCGAGGCGCUCAAGACCAAGAUCAAGGAGACCAAAGGUGCGCUCAAGGCCGCCGAGAAGGGGCGCGAGGACACUCCGGAACGCCGCAAGCUCCUCGCCUCGCUCGCAGAAGUGCAGGCCACCUCGGCCUCGCUCAAGGUCGAGCUCGCUGCGUUCGGCGCCGCCGACCCCAUCAUGUACGAGCGCAAGAAGAAGGCCAUCGAGGUAGCUAAGGCUGCCUCGGUGCGCUGGACUGACAAUGUGUCGCUCAUCGUGUCCUACCUCCGCUUGGCCAGCGGCGAGAGCGAGUCUGACCUUCGUGCUCAGCUCGGUGUUCCCGACAACUGGGACGACCUCGACAUCAGCAAGUGA